Molecule: messenger RNA, 2547 nt
Organism: Nipponia nippon (crested ibis)
Lineage: Eukaryota; Metazoa; Chordata; Aves; Pelecaniformes; Threskiornithidae
Source: RefSeq, a predicted model, not a curated record
AGAGAAUCUCCUGUUAAAAAAGAGAUGGGUGAAGACAAUAUGGAUGAUGAUGAUGAUGAAAGUGAAGAUGAAUGGGAGGACGUGGAAGAACUCCAGGAACCCGCCACAGAUAAGUUAGAAGAAGCGGCUGUUCUUCCAGCAGCGGUGCUGCCAAGCAAUCCUGUCGAGAUAGAGAUUGAAACCCCAGAGCAGGUGAAGAAAAGAGAGAGGAGAGAAAAAAGGAAAGCCGAAUUUGAGCUGUAUCUUCGGAGAAUGAUGAAACGUUUCUGCAAGGAGGUUCGUGAGGACACACAUAAGGUUCACCUGUUGUGUUUAUUAGCAAAUGGUUUCUAUAGGAACAGGAUCUGCAGCCAGCCAGAUCUUCAUGCCAUUGGUCUGUCCAUCAUCCCCACCCACUUCACAAAAGUGCCUGCAGGCCGCGUGGACCUUCUCUACCUUUCCAACUUGGUGAAAUGGUUUGUUGGAACCUUCACUGUCAAUGAUGAGCUUUCCACUGAAAAAGGAGAGCCCCUUCAGUCGACCUUGGAGAGGCACUUUGCUAUCUACGCUGCACGAGAUGAUGAAGAGUUGGUUCAUAUAUUUUUAAUUAUUCUGCGAGCAUUGCAGCUGCUGUGUCGCCUCGUGCUGUCUUUUCAGCCUAUUCCUCUCAAGGAGACAAGAGCAAAGGGAAAAAGCUCAUCCACGAGGCAGUCUGUCAGUGGUACCUCUGAGGGGCAGGAGAGCUCCGCCACAACACCCAAAGCUGUGGCAAAAAAAUGCCCCUGCAGAAAAGCCAGACAGGAUGAAAAGUCCUCAGAGAGCGAAGAAGACACCAAGGAGCCAAAGAAACGCAAAACUGCUCAGACCAAAAGGACACACAAGUCAAAGUUGACUACAGGCAGCCAGGAACAGAAGGAAUCUAGUAAUGAAGAGAGCAGUUUAGCAGAAAAAGAUGUGCCAGCCAGGCCCAAGAAUGAUCGCCGAAGACGAGUGGCCUCCAAAGUGUGUUACAAAGAAGAGAGUGGAAGUGAUGAGGGCAGUGUUUCGGACUUUGAGGUUUCAGAGGAGGAGAGCGAUGUCUCUGAUGAGGAUUUUGAAACUGUCUCUAAAAGGCGGAGGAGCUCACUGGGUUCCCAGAAGCCAAAGGUAACAGCUAUAAAAAGCCCCAAACUUGAGACUUCAGAAUCAAGGCUAUCCAAAAAUUCAUAUGGCGCUGAGCCGAGGCCAGCAAAAAGUACAGCUCCAGCCUUGCCUCAUGCACAGAGAAAGAGAAACAAAAUAAUUUCUAGUGAUGAGGAAGAUGGCCAGCAGGAGGUAAGGAAAGCGAUGGGCACAGACCAGUGGCUGGAGGUUUUCCUUGAACGUGAGGAGAAGUGGGUGUGUGUAGACUGUGUUCAUGGCAACGUUGGCCAGCCCCAGCUGUGCUUCACAUAUGCCACAAAGCCGCUUUUCUAUAUCGUGGGAUUUGACAAUGAUGGGAGUGUCAGGGAUGUGACGCAAAGAUAUGACCCAGUGUGGAUGACGGCAACAAGGAAGAGUCGUGUGGACCCCGAGUGGUGGGAGGACACGCUGCAGCCGUAUAGAAGUCCCUAUGUGGAAAGAGACAAGAAGGAGGAAAAUGAGUUUCAAGUUAAGCUUCAAGAUCAGCCUCUCCCAACAGCAAUCGGAGAGUACAAAAACCACCCUCUUUAUGCGCUGAAGAGGCACCUCUUGAAAUAUCAGGCGAUCUAUCCCGAGUCAGCCGCUGUCCUAGGGUACUGCAGGGGAGAGGCUGUCUACUCCAGAGACUGUGUACACACGCUGCACUCCAAGGACACUUGGCUGAAGCAAGCUCGAGUGGUGAGGAUUGGAGAAGUGCCUUACAAGAUGGUGAAAGGAUUUUCCAACCAGGCGAGGAAGGCGCGCCUUGCAGAGCCUGCAAACCGGGACAGAGAGGACCUGGCACUCUUUGGUCGCUGGCAGACAGAGGAGUAUCAGCCGCCUAUAGCAGUGGACGGAAAGGUUCCUCGGAAUGAAUAUGGAAAUGUCUAUCUCUUCCUGCCAUCCAUGUUACCCGUUGGCUGUGUGCAGCUGAGACUCCCAAACCUGAACCGAUUGGCGCGGAAGCUGGACAUCGACUGUGCUCAAGCCAUCACUGGAUUUGAUUUUCACGGCGGCUACUCGCACCCAGUUACUGACGGCUACGUCGUCUGUGAGGAGUAUAAAGAGGUCCUCAUUGCCGCCUGGGAGAACGAACAAGCAGAAGUAGAAAAGAAGGAGAAGGAGAAGCGUGAGAAAAGAGCUCUGGGGAAUUGGAAGCUGCUGACAAAAGGACUUCUCAUCAGAGAGAGACUGAAGCAACGCUACUCUGUCAAGAGCGAACCGUCAGCACCUGAGGCAGAGAAAGGAGCGGGAUUCUCUUCUGACGAUGAAGGAGGGCCGAGUUCAGAGACUGCAGUGGGGAAGGCGGCCAUUUCUUGGCCCCAAAAUCGCCAGUUGGAGAAGAAAGAAGAAGAGAAGACAACCAGAAAGAGCAAGCGAGAAAAGAAAGGAGAAGCAGCACAGUUGUUCCCCUUUGAGAAACUGUGA